AUGGGCUGUUCAAAUGCUCGUUUAUUGGUACAAACAUCAUUAUCUGAACCAAAUGCUAUAACAAAUUUAAAUACGAAUAAUCCUCUCAAUCCAUUACCAACAUCAGUAACAACAUCCAAUGAAACAUCACCAAUUGGUAUUGUUACUGAUACAAAUAAUAUAACAACACGAAUGCAUUUAACAGGAGUUGAUCUUGUUGUUGAAAGAAAUGGAUCCUAUACACUAUUACUAACACCAAAAACUCAUAAACAGUUAAUGCCCUAUGUAUUGCGAAAGAAACGAUUUCGGAUUCUCGUUGACAAAUCUCGCUCGCAAGAAACAUCUACUGUUAAUGUACCAUUAUCAUCUUAUUAUUUGACAAAUAAAGAACGAAUUAUGGAAAAUGAUAAAGAAUUAAAAUUAAAUGAAAAAAAAUCUAAAAAACAAAUAAACGAUAAUAUGGAAACAACAAUUGAAAAUGUUCAACAAGUUGCAACAAAUGAACUUGAUAAAGCUAAAGCACGUUUUAUUGGUGGUCGAAGUAUUGAUCGUGGUGAUCCUGAAAAUGAAAAUAUUCAAUCAGAUGAUGAAGGUAUGAUUGAAGAAAUUGUAACAACUGUUGAAGAAGAUAAAGAUCUUGAAUGUAAAGUUAAAAAGAAAAUUGAAACUAAAAAAACAAUUGCAGAAGAUCCUGAAACACAUAAUAAAAUAACAAAAGUUGUUAAAACUGAAGUUACUGAAAUAACACGUACAAUAACAAUUAAUGAUCAGCAUGAUCUUGAACGUGCUAAACGUGAAUUAGGUAUCGAUGAUGUUAGUAAAUUAUUAUCAUCAACACAAAUAAGAUAUAAUACACCAACAUCGUCAUCAUGGAUUGAUCAACCACGUUUAAUACAUGUACAAGAAAAAUAUUAUGAACCAUCAAAUGAAAUAGUUACAUCAGGUGAUUUUCCAUCCGAUAGUCCAAUAAAACAACAUUCACCUACAAUUAAUCAUAAUGAACAAGAAUCUAAACAAGAUCAAACAUUAGCUGAUGCAACAACUGUUGGACGUGGUCCUGUUAUUGAAACAUUAUCGUCAUCUUCUUCUCAACCAAUAUCAUCACAACAACAACAACGACCAACAACAACAAAUGAUAAAUCAAAACAAAUUGAAGUAAAACAAAAGAAAAAGAAAUCAAGUCUUAAUUUAUGUUCAUGUGCACGUAAUACAACAAAUGAUCAUGAUGAAGAACAACGUAAACAAAAAGCAGCAACUAUAGUUGAACAAAAAUCUAAACAAAAAAAGAAAGCAUCAAGUACAACAACACAACCAAUACUUACAUCAACAAAUAUUGAAAAUGAAUCUCAAAAUCAAGGUCAAAAGUUAAUAUCCGAUGAUAUUAAAAAAUUAAUUAAAGAUAAAAAAUCUUUAUUAAUUAAUUAUAUACAUUUAAAAAUUUUUUUACCAUCAAAAUUAUUUACAACAAAUGAACAAGAUUUAAAAGGAAGAAAAAUUUCAUCACGUAUUCUUGAUUUAUUACAACAUGAUCGUUGUUCAUCAUGGAAUAAUUUAUUUGAACAAUUAAAAAAUGAAUAUUCAGAACAAUUAUCACCAAAUUUAUUUAUUCAACCAAUGGUUAAAACAUAUGAAGAUUUAUUUACAACAAAACAAUCAAAUUUAUUAAAUACAUUUUCAACAAUACAUAAUGAAAAAGAUAUUAAAAAUUCAUCAGAAAAUAGUGAUUAUAUAACAAUUGUACAAACACAUAUUAAUGAACGAGAUCAUCAACCAAAUAUUAGUGUUAUUACUAAACCAAUUGAAGAUACACUUCAACGUUUACAACAUCAUGGUCAAUCUGAUGAAAAAGUAAUUGACGACGAUCACGAAAAAAAACAACCAGCAUUAGUUCAUACGAAGGACGUUGAAAUGUCUGAUAAUAUAAAGAAAAAUUUACGUGUUUAUAAUGAAGAACAAUUAAUAAAAAUGCUUGCUGAUAUAUCACCACAUAAACCAAUAACAUUAGCUGAAGCAAUAGCAUAUGGAUAUAUUGAUUUAGAUGAUCCAAAAUUAGGUUUAUCAAAUGAUACAAUUCAACGUAUGAAAAAUUUAUUUCGUCCAUUAUUAUAUGAUGAUGAAUCAACAUUAAAUUUAAUACGUAUUAAACGUUCAGGUCAAUAUUUAACUGAUUUUAAUCUUAGUGAAACAAAUCCAUUUGAAAAAUUUCAUCUAUCACAACCAUUUAUAUAUCAAUUACAACAAUCAUUUGAACCAACACUUGACUUAAAUGAAAAACAAUUUCGUUCAUUAACUGAAGCUAUUUUAAAUAAUAAAGAUGAAUAUUCUAAUUUACAAUUCGAUAUUGGAAGAUCAUUAAUACCAGCUGAUGAUAUGAAAGAAUCAUCAACAAAUGAUUUUAGUCAAUCUGAUUCAGGUUAUUCAAUGACAACAGCAACAUAUGAAAGUUUAGCAAGUAAAAUUAAAAAUGAAUUUGAACCAAUAAAUGAACCAAUAACGGAUCAAUUGAAUGAAUCGAAUAAAACAAAAUCACCAAUUGAUUAUGAAAAAUCAAUAAUACCUGAAAAUACAGAAUUACAAUCAACUACAAUUGAACAAAAACCAAUUGUACAUUUAGAACCACGUUCACCAAUAAUUGAACCAAUAAAUCUUCAAUCGGAAAUAAUCGAUGAAAAACCAAUUGUAAAUUUAGAUGCACAACAACCAAAAAUUGAAUCAAUUAAUGUUCAACCUGAAAUUGUUAAACAUAAAACAAUAACACAUUUAGAAGCACGAUCACCAACAAUUGAACCAAUUGAUGUUCAAUAUGAAAAAACAUCAAUUGUUGUUCCAUUAACAAGAAAAACUGAUGAAUCAACUAGUUCAAAACCAACUAUAAAUUUACAUGGUGCAGCUGUAGAUUUACCUGAAAUUGAAUUAGUUAAACCAGGACCAUUACCAACAUUACCUAUAACAAAAGAAAAACAUAAAAAACCAAAAGAAUUAGGUACAACUGACAAAACACCUAAAGUUAAAAAAUCAACUGGUGGUUUAUGUGCAUCAUGUUUUGGUACAAAAGCAGCUGAAAAUAAGAAAAAAGAAUUAACAUCCAAAACUCUUCAAGCACCAAUUGAACAAAAGAAAAUAAUUGGACAAGAAAAAAAAGAUAAUAUACCAUCAACAACAAUUAUUUCAUCAGCACCAACAAUUGAAUCAGUACCAGUACCAGUAUUACCAACAAAAACAACAACAACAACAACAACAGAUGAACAAGUUAUUUUACCUAGUGUCGAAAUCGAUAAAGUUGAAGAACAAACUACUGGGGAUCUUCCAAAAUUAGAAGAUCGUUUAGAUGCAACUAUUGAAAAAUUAAUAAUCACUGAAGAACCACAUUAUCAAUUACCAUCCAGCGAGCCUGUGCCGCUACCUGAAUAUUCAAUACCAGAACCAAAUACUUAUGAUACUCCUCGUUCAUUGGAAACACCAACUAUUGAAACUACUCAAACAAAUACAGAAGAAAAAAUUCUUACAAGUGAAAUAUCUCCUGAAAUUUCAACACUCGAAAUAAAAAAACCUGUUGAUGAAAUUAUGCCACCAAUAGAACAAAAAAUUGAAUCAAUAAUAACAACAAAAUCAGAAACAAUGCCAAAUGUUGAAAUAAAUGAAUCAACUAAAAAAGGUUCAUAUACAUUACCAACAAAAAAAUCUAAAACUAAAAAAUCUAAACAACCAAAAGUUAAAACCGAAAAAAAGCCAAGUCUAUUUUCAACAUUAUUUCGUCAUAGUGAUCAUAAAUCUAAAGCACCAACACUUAAUUUACCAUCGGUUGAACAAGAUUUAACACGAACAAAAGAAACACAUACAAAUACUAAGGUUCCAUUACAUGCACCAAAUAUUGAUUUACCUAAACUUGAUAUAUCAUUACCAAAUUAUGAUCGACCUGAAGUUGAUAUGACAAGUGGACAAAUAAAACAAUCAUCAGAAUUUUCAAUACCAGCUGUUGAUUUACCACCAAUACCGAAUUUAAAUUUACCCGAUACUAAUAAAUCAACAAGUGAUACAACAAUUGAUCCAUUAAAAGUUCCAAAUAUACAAUUACCUGAACUUCAAUUAACAUCAAAUGAACAAGAAAAUGUUAAAUUACCUGAAAUACAUUUAAAAUCUGAAAAAGAAAAAUUACCCAACGUUUCAUCAACUAUUGAUAUUAAAGAUGAUAAUAAAAUAGAAAAUUUACCAACAAUUACAGAUGGUUUAGCAUUAGCAUCACCUGUUAAUGAUAUGUUAGCAAUUCAAACUGAUAAAAAAAAUUUUCCGAUUGAAACAGAUUCACCAAUCCCAGAUUUACCUAAAAUACCUUCGAAUGAAACUGAAAUUCCAAUUAAACCAGAAUUAUUAUCAACUGAACAAAAAUAUACAACUACAGAAACACAUUUUGUACAACCACCAGAAUUACCAACAAUAAUUAAUAAACAAACAACUGAAAAUUAUGAAAUUCCACCAAAACUUCCUGAUUUUACAUUUCAAAUGCCUUCAACUGAACCUAUUUCAACAUUAUCAAGAGAUAUAAGUGUAUCUCCACCAUCAUUUGAAAAUGAAUUACCAACAGAUACAUCAAGAAUAGUUCCAGCUGUUGAAAUUUCAACAUCACCAAUAAAAUCUACUGAAAAACAAAUUAUUGAACCAAAAGUUGAAAUUAAAAAAAAAUCAUCAACACCUGCACUUUGUUCAUGUUUUGGUAAUAAAUCUCAAACACAAAAAGAAAAAACAAAAACAAUUGCUGCACCUAAAGCUAAUUUACCGGAAGUUAAUAUACCUAGUCCAUCAUCAAAUGUAUCUUCAACAUUAAAAACUAAAGGUUCAUUACGUGCACCAAGUAAUGAUUUACCAGCAGUUGAUUUAACAUUACCUCAAACAGAAUCUGUUCGUUUACCAACAACUCAUACAACUGAAAAAAAACGACAAGCACCAACAAAACCAAUUGUUAAUGAAGAAAUUGUUUUAUCUCGACCAAUUGUUACAAGUUCAGAAGUUGUUCUACCUACUACAACAACACCAACAAUAGAUGAUGUUCAUUUACAACAAACUGAUACUAUUCGAUCAAUUGAAGUUAAAGCUGAUGAAGAUCUUUUAGUUAAACCAUUGACUUUAGAAAAACAAAUUGAUGGUCAAUCAUCUAUUACUGUACCAUCAGUUGUCAAUGAAAAACAAUUAGACGAACAAAUUAAUAUUCGAUCACCAACUGUUAUCGAAACACCAUUAAAAGAAGAAGUUAAAAUUGAAUCAAUUACUACAACAACUCCUAUUGAAAAGCAAUCAGUAGAAGAAAUCAAAGACAAACAAAUUGAAUCGAAAAAAGUUUCAUCAUUUGAAAUAAAAGCACCAGCAUUACAUAUACCCGAUCUUGAUUUAGCUGCUCCAUCAAAAACUGAUGCUUAUAUAUCAUCAAUAAAACAAGAACAAACAACAACACAAUCUCGUUCAGACAGUGGCCUUGAAGCAAUAAUUUCAUCUCAUAUUCAUCCAUCAUCAACAUUUGGUACAAUUCAAACAAUUGAAGAUCUUAAUCAACAUCCAUCACUUAGUUCAGGUUUAGGUAGUGAAAUAAUUGAUAGUGUAACAACAAAAGAUAUAACAUUAUCUGAUAUUCAACAACAAAAUUUAACAACAGAAUCAAAAAUUGAUAAUAGUUUAUUAAAACAUGAUUUUACUCGUAAAAUAACAAUGAAUGAUGAUUUACGUGCUAAAUUAAUAUUUCGACAAAAUGAAUUAAAAAAAUGUUUAGAAACUGAAAUAUCAAAAUCAAUUGAUGAUUUCGAUACAAAAAAAGAUCAAAAAUCAUUAAAUAAAAUUCUUACACAUGCUAUUGAUUUAAUUAAAGAUAAGAAAGUAACAACAUAUCCUGAAUUAAAACAAAAAUUAAUUGUUGAACAUAAAAAUGAUGCUUUUAUUGUUGAUCCUGUUGUACGUUCACUUUAUUUUACUAUUGAAAAUCAAGGGUUAGAUAAUCUUGAUAAACCAGAAUUUCCAUUGGCUAUUCGUGAUAUGGUUCGUCUUCCGGCUAAACAAACAUAUGAGACAGUAACACACAUUAACAAAGAUGUAAAAAAAGAACCAACUCAUACAUCUCAAGAGCAACCAACAAAUCGUUCGUGUUUAACAUGUGGUCGUUCAAAAUCUAAGCAAAAAACUUCAUCAACAAUACCAAAACCAACAACAACAAUAACACAUACUGGUUUACUCGAUGAACGUCGUCGUGGACAAUUAAAUACACAUCGUAAUGAACUAGGUGAUAUUUUACGUGCUCAUAUUCAAUCAAGUCAACCAUCAAUAAGACAAUUUCCUGAACAUCCAAAAGAAAUUGAUAAAAUAGUUCGUAAAAGUUUAAUACUUCUAAAUCAACCAAAAAUUCUAUCAUAUGAACAAAUUCGUAAUGAUUUAAAAACUGAAUAUAAACAAACAUUUUAUCUUGUUGAUCCGAUAGUUGAUAUCACACGUGAUACAUUGGAUCAUUGUGAUAUAACACAAAUGAAAGAAAAAAUAAAUCUUGAUAUAUUAGAUUCAAAUAUAACACAAACAGCUAAUUUAUAUAAUCAAAUAUAUAAUCAAUCAAAUUUAUUAAGUACAGCAGAAUAUAAUUUAUUAAAAUCUAAUCAAUUACAAUGGUUAAAUCAAUAUUUAAUUGAUAAUGAAUUAAAAAUGAAAAAAUUAACACGAAAACAAACAAAAGAAUUACAUAAAAUAUUAAAUCGUACAUUAGAUUUACUUUCAUUAAAUUUAAUAUAUACAUGGGAUGAAUUAAAUGCACAAUUACGACGUGAAUUUCCUAAAGCACAUGAUUUAUGUGAUCGUUCAAUUGAAUUAAUAAAACAAACACAAAAAGAUGGUUUAUUAUUAUUACAACAAUCACCAAAUACAAAUCAACAAGAUUUAACAUCAAUUAAUGUUAUAAGUGCUAAUGGAAAACGACGUGCAUCAUCAUUAUUAACUGAACGUGCAAAACAAAAUAUUCAAACAAAUCGUAAAAAAAUUAUUUCAUCAAUAACAAAUUUAUUAUAUGAUUAUAAUAAACCAUUAUAUAAUGAAAAUCAAAUUGAAACAUAUGUUAAUAAAACAUUUCAUUAUUUAGAAGAAAAAAAAAUUGGAGAAUUUAAAACUUAUAAUGAUUUAAAAGAUAGAUUAAAAAAAGAUUUUAAACAUAAUCAUGAAAAAUUAAUUGAACAAAUUGUCGAUAUUAUUGAACAAGCACAUGCUACGAAUCAAUUUGAUGAUAUUGAUAAACCAGAAGUACAAACUUUAAUGAAAGAUCGAUUAGAUGGAAAACCUUUAGUUAUUAAAGAAAUGUAUGUUUCAUUACCACCACGUACAGGUACUUAUGGAACAUCAAAAUAUACAAAUGAUGAAUCUUCACGAUAUUUAUCAACAUCAAUUAAUGGUGAUCAAACAAUGAAUAGUAGUACAUCAUCACAUCGUGUUGCUCGUGGUCUUAGUUGGCGUGAAGCAAAUGAACGAGCUAGAAUUUUAUUUUAUCGUGGUAAACAUCCAGCUAUACAUUAUGAUGAACAAGCAGCUGGUUUUGAUGUACGAAUGUUACUUGAAACAACAUCAGGUGGUACACAAGAAAUACCUGUUACAGACAGUGAUGUUCAUGAAUUAUUGAAUUCAUGUGGUGUUCAAUGGGAUGGUGUUAAUAUAAUAUCAUUAGUUGAUCAUAGUGAAGAUGUUGUACGUGCUGCUGAACAAGCUGCAUUAAAAGUAAUACGUGAAAAAGGUCUUGUCGAUUUACGGACACCACCACCAACAAGAAAUACAGAUGAUAAUGAUGAACCCUUAUCAUCAUAA
Rotaria sordida is the source of this 7794-nucleotide messenger RNA. The record is from the annotation of a GenBank genome assembly. Lineage: Eukaryota; Metazoa; Rotifera; Eurotatoria; Philodinida; Philodinidae.